GUUGGGAGUUGGGGACCAUAGGGGACAUAAGAUAAAUACUUAGGACCAUAGGUGUGUUUUCAUCUUAAAAAUCCCACUGUGUCAAUCCAUCAAAAAGCAUAUUAUCAUCAAUCAACGAACAAAAGCUAAUAAUUUUUUUUUUUUUAAAAAAAAAAAAUGGUGGCUAAUUCUGCCUAUUCACUAGCAGUUGUUGAUUUGGCACCUUUCUUCAACAAAGAAGUUGAUGAAGAAGAUGGCAAGAAUAGAAAGUUGGUGGUGGUGGAAGAAAUCAGCAAAGCAUGCACAGAAUGCGGGUUUUUUCAAGUAGUGAAUCAUGGGAUUCCAUUGGAGCUGUUGAAACAAACGUUAGACGCUUACCGGGCUUUUUUCGAUUUGUCGAAUGAAGAAAAACACAAGUUGGUUCCGAAUCCCAGGGUUCCUACUCCAGCUAGUGGCUACUUCAGGAGCCCAGAUCUCAAAAAGGAAGGGAAUGAGCAUUUCUUGAUUCGUUCUCCUCAGCUGGGCUUAAAUUCUUACCCCAAAUGUCUUCCCAGAUUCCAGGGAAGUCUGGAAGAGAUAUAUCCGAGUUUCUUGAAGCUGGCUUCAGUGAUGGAGAGCAUAAUAAAUGAUUCGUUGGGUUUUCCUCCAAAUUUCCUGAAAGAAUACAACAGAGAGAGGGAUUACGAUUUCCUUCUGGGCUUGCACUAUUUUCCGGCGACGGGGACGGAGACCGUCGGGAAAUCUGCUCACGAAGACACGUCAUGCGUGUCGAUUCUGUACCAGGAUGACGUCGGAGGGCUUCAAGUUUGCCACAACGGGAGGUGGAUUUCGGUGCCGCCGAUCGAAGGCGCAUUGGUUGUCAACAUUGGCGAAGUCCUUCGGGUACUGAGCAACGACAGAUUUAAAAGUGCAACUCACAAGGUGAUGAGAAGUGAAGGUCGAAAUCGUUAUUCGUUAGCGUUUUUUCAUAAUCUCAAGGGAGAUAAAUGGGUGGAGCCAUUGCCACAAUUUACUAAAGAAAUUGGAGAAUUGCCCAAGUACAGGGGUUUCCUUUUAAAGGAAUACAUGCAAAUGAGGCUCAAGGACAGGAGACAUCCUCCUGAAAGAUAUGAAGACCUUACUCGGAUCAACUAUUAUGCAAUAAAUCAAAAUUCUUAGAAGAAAGAAUAUGGGCCCCUCGAAAGACAUCCCAGAAAAUUGGAACGAUGCAGUGCUACAACAAAGGUAUGCCAAUUAGAUACUCUUUCCGUCACAAAUUAUUGCCUAGUUUGUAUUUUCAUUUUUGAUAUAAAAUAAAAGUGAAAUCUAAACUAGACAAUAAUUUUGAGACUGAGAGAGUUACGAGACAUGAUCAGUUCUGAUUGUUUGAUCAGUUCUGAUUGUUUAUUUGGUUUAUCGUCAGUGAUUGUGAUUUAUUGGAGCUCAUGUAUUGUAUAUGAAUGCGAAUGUAAACUAAAUAAUCCAAUCCAUCUCAAAAACAGAGUUUGAUGUUUUAUUCCACUGUUUGUUUUUGUACAAAGGGAGAGUCAGUAAGUACCUAAAAACUUCACAACACAUUUUGUUUGGGAAAUUCGUGUUCUAGAUACGACUCUUUCUUUUGGGACGAACGACUGUUACAUCUCGUCUUCUACAUACACCCAGACGAAAACUGAGAAUUGCAGC
This is a messenger RNA of Oldenlandia corymbosa var. corymbosa, 1641 nucleotides long. The record is from the annotation of a GenBank genome assembly. Lineage: Eukaryota; Viridiplantae; Streptophyta; Magnoliopsida; Gentianales; Rubiaceae.